AUGUCUGAUCUCAUUGGUUUACGCGUUUCUGUCCCAAAUGCUAGCGGACACGGACACAUUCGAUACAUUGGACCAAUACGAAAUAAGACUGGACUAUUUGCUGGACUCGAACUUCAGGGAUCAUUGGCAACAUCAAGAGGUAAAAAUUCAGGAUCAGUUGAUGGAGUACAGUAUUUUACAGUAGGAGUGCCCAAGAGUGGUCUCUUCUUGCCUUAUGAUCGGUUGAGGAGUGUUAAUACCCAACUUCCUGAUGUGAAGCUGAUUGAAACUGGAAGAAAAGAUCUCGAUGAAACCACAAACUUAGCAACACCGACAUCACGCUUCAGUCCAAUGUCCAAGCCCCCAUAUCACUCAGUACAAAGGAGCAGUGUAAAGCUCUACCACCAGAUUAAUGGUCAGAGUACUUCAAACCAGCAGGACUACAAUCUAGAACACCGUCGCGACUCAAGUUGGAGCUUAGAUCAGCAUCGAAGUGAAGCGUCCACCACGCCACUAAGGUCACCGCUCACACCUUCAAACACGUACCAUGAGGCUAAGUUAAAUCUACUAGAUGACCAGUUAUAUAAAACGGAGAACGGUCAUAAUUAUAGAGAGCAAAUUGAGGAGUUGAACAAGUUGAUUAGAGACAAAGAUCGUAAAUUGGAGAAUUUCAAUAAGCAGAGAAUGGAGUGGCAUAGCGCUAUGGAUGAUUUGAUUGCAGUACAACAAGACGGGAUCACUGUAUUUGAGGAGAAAAUCCAAGAGUUGGAAGAUAUCAAUGAGAAUCAAGUGGCCAGGAUCGAGGCGCUAAAGCAAGAGUUGCAACUGUCCGAUAAAAAAGUUGAAGAGUUGGAGAGAGAAUGUUCUGAAUUGAGAGCAUAUAGUAAAACAAAUGAUGUAGCAGAAGAAGCCGCUGCUAAAAUUCAGUCCUUAGAGGAGACUUGUAAAAACUACUCAAAUCAGAUUGAGCUGCUACAGAAAGAAUUGAUUGCCGCAAAUGAGAAAAUCAAAAGCUUGGAAGAGCACGGUAAUGAUGUACACCGUGUUACUGAGAAACGGAAUUUGGCUCCUUCUAUACAGCUGGAGCGAUUAAUAUCCUUAUCAACUGUGUCUUCGGAUUUUGGUCCAUCUGGUACUAGUGAUACAACAAAAGCCAUGCGGUCUGGUACAGAUGAUGGUUUAUUGGACAAUAUUCAAGAUUUACCAUUAUACAAGCCAUCCAGUUUGACUGAUCCAAGUGAGGGAAGAACUGACUGGUGUGGGUUAUGUGAAAGAGAUGGGCACAGCUCCAUCAACUGUCCUUUUGAGAAUGACAUUUUUUAA
Lodderomyces orthopsilosis Co 90-125 is the source of this 1302-nucleotide messenger RNA. RefSeq lists its product as uncharacterized. Lineage: Eukaryota; Fungi; Ascomycota; Pichiomycetes; Serinales; Debaryomycetaceae. Bases 1 to 1302 code for a protein of 433 amino acids. The record is from RefSeq and is a predicted model, not a curated record. The transcript has a single exon.